This is a messenger RNA of Suillus paluster, 1834 nucleotides long. RefSeq lists its product as uncharacterized. Gene Ontology annotation, molecular function: DNA binding; histone binding. Lineage: Eukaryota; Fungi; Basidiomycota; Agaricomycetes; Boletales; Suillaceae. The transcript has 3 exons. The coding region runs from base 219 to 1586 and encodes 455 amino acids. The record is from RefSeq and is a predicted model, not a curated record. Gene Ontology annotation, biological process: nucleosome assembly; regulation of DNA-templated transcription. Gene Ontology annotation, cellular component: nucleolus.
CCCCUAUCAUACUUUUCGGAUGAUUUGUCACAGCAUGUCACAAAGCCCCUUGUGAAAGUGUGACAGCUGUCCACCGUAACUCACACCGCCACCCACACAGUGGCACAUACUUAAGCCAAGGCACUGCCCCUCGAACCCCCACCAUCAUAUCUGCUGAGCGCCCCUCGUUCGCUUUCACCUAACUCUACAUUAUCCACAGGCUGAGCCUGACUACCAUAAUGUCAUUCGCUGCUCUGAUGGCGCUAAGCGCCUCACAAACUAAGGAGUCCCAAAACGCCGUCCAAAGCGCUCUACAGCAGCGACAACGUAACGAGGAGCUCCAACGGAAAAAGCGGGAGGAAUCUGAGAAAAAGGAGCGUGAAGAAGCUGCCAAGCUCCGACAGAAGAGAUUCGAGGACGAGAAGAAGCAACGAGAAUUGUUGCUCAAGAGAGAAGCAGAGAUGAGACGCAUGCAGGAAGAGCAGGCAAGGCGGGAGGAGGAACAACGCAAUGCGUUGCUUUAUGGUCCAAAGAAGGCCAAGUUGGGCCCUAAGUGGCCAUCGUCCAACGGAACCUCGAAGGACGACGUUCGCAGGCGCAGAUUGCCGUCAGACGACGAGAGCGGCUCCCGUUCCGGCUCUCCAGCCAUGGCUCUCACUCGCGAGGAGAAACGGCGGCGCAGGCUUGAAGCCGACAUGCGCAGGGGUUAUGCCAUUAAGCGGGCUGGCACAUCUUCCGGCUACCACAAAGCCGGCAGGCGACUUCCAGGAGGCGCCAUCGACGCCACGUCAGCGCCAAACUCGGACAGCUGUAACAGCUCGCAGUCUGUCAAGGCUCGCCUUGCUGCACUCCCUAAUACCUUAACCAAGCUCAACGUCCACAAGCGAGAUACGCGGACCAUAGACGAGAUUUUGCAGGACAGAGCCAAGGCGAAAACCGCAACGUUGGACGGCGACGACGCCAAAGAGUUCAAUGACUGGUUUGGUAAGGGGAAGAAGGAGACAAGCAAGGCUAGUGCUCAGGCAUCUACGGCUGCCCCAUCUAGAGCGUCUUCUGGCUCCAAUUCCCCUAGCCCUUCAUCCAGACAAGCCCACUCUGGCCCCCCCAAGAGCACAGCUGCUCCAAAGUCUGCUGUCCUAUCGUUUUCAAAGACUUCCCAGUCCAAAAGCGCAGAUAGCUCAAAGUCUUUAAAGACUGAGGCGAAACCCAGGUCGACUGCAACCUCGACUGCUUCAAUGAAGGUGCCUGCCUGUAAAACGUCAGCUGCAGCACGCUCCGCCGGGCCAACUAAGAAACGACCCCGUUCCCCAUCCUCCUCGUUAUCCCCCCCUCCUCCGAAGAGGCGUCCUGCCUCAGCUGAAGCGGAAUCUUACAGUAAUGAAAUCUGGAAACUAUUCGGCAAGGACCGCCGUGCAUACGUUGAACAGGAUGUAUAUAGCGACGAUGAUGAUAUGGAAGUCGAUGCUGGCGUUCUUGAGCGGGAGGAACUCAGAAGUGCGCGUCUCGCCAGGAAAGAGGAUGAAGCGGCCCUUGAACAGGAGAAACGCCACGAGGAAGAGAAACGUCGCAAGAAGAAGGAAAGGGAAAUGAAGGAGAGGCGGGGAUAAGGCAAGGAAUUUUUCUGACUUCGGCAUGCUAUAUUUCAUGGACAUUUCAUACCCUCAUGGAUGGUGGAACCUGCCCCGUUGUCUUUCUUGAUGCUUUAGAUGUGAUAUACGCAUACCAUAAAUCAUAAAUCACCAUCACUUUUGUUCUAUCAGCCAACGCAAUCUUGUUUAUAUGUUACACCAUGUAUUCAGUCUCUGCAGUCGUACCCAUGCUCUUCGUGCAAUGCAAUACCUUCCUAGUUCACCAG